Molecule: messenger RNA, 3792 nt
Organism: Closterium sp. Naga37s-1
Lineage: Eukaryota; Viridiplantae; Streptophyta; Zygnematophyceae; Desmidiales; Closteriaceae
Source: the annotation of a GenBank genome assembly
AUGCCGUGGCCGGCGCCGCAGUUCUCCCGCGCCGCUGGUCUGCGCGGCCUGCUAUUCUCCGCAGCGCUCGCGCUUGCGCUCGUGGCAGCGUGCCGCGUCGAAUUAGCGGAAGCAACCGCCUUUAGAGCGACGGACGAGUUCAAGCCGCCAUGCGGACUGAUGACAGCACCCGGCGCCAACGGAUGGAAGCGGUGGAGCGAUUGGCGCACGUGGGGCGGUCCGAUGCGCUUCCUGGGCGUGCCGGGGCGCGGGUUGCGGAAGUGGCAGGACGUCACGAUCCCGUGCGGCGUCUCGAUUCUGCUCGACGUACCCGAUAUAAGCGUUAAGACGCUCACCGUUAAGGGCUGGCUCAAGGUUCUCGAUUCCCCGUCGCUUCCUAAAAUCGACGUCAACGCGCAUUUCAUCGUCGUGAUGGGGCGGCUCACGGCGGGCGAGCCGAACCGCCAUUUCUCAAGCCGCCUCACCUUCACCCUGUUCCCCGGGAGCCGCAAGCCGUACAUGCUGUCGAAACUCGCGCCGGCAGAUGCGGCGAACCCUCGCGACCUGGGCCACAAGGCGUUCAUCGUGGUGGGCGGUCAGGUGCAAUUCCACGGCAUGCCGGGCGGCGGCGACACGCCCUCGUGGGUGCGGCUGAGUGAGACGGCCAACGCCGGCCAGCGCUACGUCCUCGUGGACGCUGACGUCAGCAAAUGGGCGGCAGGGAUGACGGUGGCUCUGGCCUCCACCAGUAACGACCUGAACGAGGCAGAGCACCAUCAGAUCACCUCAGUUGCCGCUGACAUCAGCAAUCCUGGCGUUUUCCGCAUCAACCUCCAGACCCCCCUGAGGCACACCCACCAGGGGGAGGUGUUACCAGACGGGGGCACGGGCACCGUAGGAAUCUUCGGGGAAGUUGCGCUGCUGGACCGCCACGUCAGCAUCCAAGGGACGAAUGAGGCGGCGCCACAUCAGCUCGACGGGGGCCAUUUUAUCAUCUACAUGACACCUACCAAGCAGACUCUGGAGGGUGUGCAGUUUAAAGGCCUCGGAAAUCAGGGGACACUGGGGAAAUACCCCGUGCAUUUCCAUAUCUGCGGGCAGGAUGGGCAGGGUCACGUGGUUCGGAAAAACGCGAUCGUGUUUACCAGACAGAGGUGCAUGGUGAUCCAUGCCACGGGCAGCAUGACGAUCGAAGAUAACAUAGCGUACGAAACGAAGGGCCACUGCUACCUGCUGGAGGAGGGGAGUGAGCUCAACAAUAACUUCAGGCGCAACCUCGGGAUCAACGCGCGGAAAGUGGAGAAGGUGAUCCCCCCCGCCAGCAGCAGCAAGCUGGACAAGCAGACAGACAAACAGCCCACCACGUUUUGGCUCGGCACUCCCCACAGCAACUUCAUUGACAAUGUUGCCGCUGGCUCGGAGGAUUCUGGAUUCUGGCUGGAAGCAACGCCAUACAUGAGAGGGGUAUCCCGCCUGCUGCCUGCGAUCGGAGCCAUCAACCCCCUCACCUACAACUGGGGCGAAUACACCGGCAAUGUCGCUCACAGCAACGUGUUUGGGUUUCGCACGUACCCGCACGGCUCGUAUGCGCGCUACCCGGUGUACAAUACAGACCCGGCUCCCUUGGAAGACUUUUUGAUCUAUCGCAACACCGUGGGAAUGUUCUUCUUCAACAGCGAGCGCAUCGUGGUGAAGAGCGGAAUCGGGUGGACUUCACUCGCCCAGAGGAGCAACUGUUUCAAGAGCUCAAGAGCAAGCCGGGGGCGCUGGCCCGAGAGAAGCAGCAGCAACGGGCGGAUGAUUGGUGGCUGUAACUGCAUUUGCCCCUGUCUCCCUGCCCGCACCACUGCAGGAGUGGACUUCACUCGGCCAGAGGAGCAACUGUUUCAAGAGCUCAAGAGCAAGCCGGGUGCGCUGGCACGAGUGAAGCAGCAGCAGAGGGUGGGGCCGAUGCAGCGGGUUAUCGGGGACGGCAAGACAGGAACGGAUUUCACUCGCCCAGAGGAGGAGUUAUUCAAAGAGCUCAAGAGCAAGCCGGGGGCGCUGGCUCGAGUGAAGCAGCAGCAGAUGGCAGGGCCGAUGCAGCGGGUGAUAGGGGACGGCAAGACAAGAGGGGGGGAGCAGGACUGGAACGGAUUUCACUCGCCCAGAAGAGUAGUUAUUCAAAGAGCUCAAGAGCAAGCCGGGUGCACUGGCCAGAGUGAAGCAGCAGCAGAUGGCAGGGCCGAUGCAGCGGGUGAUAGGUCGUGUGGACUUCACUCGGCCAGAGGAGCAACUGUUUCAAGAGCUCAAGAGCAAGCCGGGCGCGCUGGCCAGAGUGAAGCAGCAGCAGAGGGCGGGGCCGAUGCAGCGGGUUAUCGGGGACGGCAAGACAGGCAGCUUAAAACCCCCCUUUUCUUUCAACCGUGCCUUGCCUCGCUGUUGCUUGCAGGAGUGGAUUUCACUCGGCCAGAGGAGCAGCUGUUUCAGGAGCUCAAGAGCAAGCCGGGAGUGGACUUCACUCGACCAGAGGAGCAGCUGUUUCAGGAGCUCAAGAGCAAGCCGGGAGUGGACUUCACUCGACCAGAGGAGCAGCUGUUUCAAGAGCUCAAGAGCAAGCCGGGUGCGCUGGCCAGAGUGAAGCAGCAGCAGAUGGCAGGGGCGAUGCAGCGAGUGAUAGGGGAUGGCAAAACGGGCAGCUUUGAGUCGCCGGUGGGGAUCGUGGUCAGCCAGUGCAACCCUGCGGACCCCCCUGGACCCAACUCCAUCCAGAAUUCCUUCUUCUCAGGCUAUGGUGCCACGGACGAUGCCAGCUAUGCUGUGCUCCUCACAGCCAAUCACGCAGGGGGGUACUGGAACAGUGCUUUCUUUGUCAAGGGCCUAACCUUUGGUUCUGGAACCAACAAGUUCUGGGCUACUCCUAACCCUACUGCAGGCACGCCGCCCCGGGGGGGUCUGGUGGCGCGCUUCUACGCCAUCCGGGAUCUCGACGGAUCCCUCCUCGGCCAAUCAGGCUUCGCCGUUGCCAACUACGAUCCGAUCUUGCCGCCCCCCGCCGUCCGGGCGGCUAAGUGCAGCUUCAAGAGCACGCAGAAUGCAUAUGCAUGCACGGGAGUGUGCUAUCGAUCGGUGGGGAUCGGGUACCACGAGUGGGGAGUGCGACCCAACGGCAUGGCUGGGCUUCCGGCUUACGUGCUGAGGCCUUAUAGUUAUGUCGUCGUGACACGGCUAGAAGAUGGAGCACAGUUCACAGACUAUGGCACGGACAACGACAAUCCCAACAGCGGCCCCGCUGUACCAAACAAGAAAGUCCGCCGCUACCUCACAGCCUCGCUGCUCGCCGGAUACACCUACAGCCUGCGCAUCGUGCCGGCGCCCACCAACCCGCUGUUCUAUCCCCAGGGGAUCUUUGUGCGGUCGUACGAUCAGGAGGGGUGCGCGGGGGCAGUCACGGUGAUUCUCGAGCCCAAGGACGCGAACAGCCAAUGGGUCACCAGCAUUCCCACCAUUCCCUGCACGGGUCAGAACAGCAGCCUGGCCUACCAGCAGUACCAGUGCAUCGACGGACAAGCGAAGCUGGCAAUCCGCAUAGGGGAGAACAGCUACGGCAAUCACGCCAUCGUCAACUCUACUGCUGCUGCCAGCCAAGCAUGCACCGAGGACACGCCUUGUUCCACGACCGCCGCAACACCUUCCUCCACUCCCCAGGCCUCCCCGUACUCCUCCGAUCCCCUCACUCCCAUGUCCACCUCCGCUCAGCCUCUCUCCCCCACUCGCACAACGGCCGGCAACAUCGACCCUUUCUAUGACCCCGCCUUUUAUGCUCCCUCGUGA